GUCAAUGUCCGGGUCACGACCAUGGACGCCGAGCUGGAGUUUGCCAUUCAGCCCGCCACCACCGGCCGCCAACUCUUUGAUCAGGUGGUCAAGACCAUCGGACUUCGUGAAGUUUGGUAUUUUGGCCUGCAGUUUAUCGACUCGAAGAAUCUGGUUUCUUGGCUCAAAAUGAACAAGAAGGUGGUGUCCCAAGACGUUCGCAAGGAGGAUCCAUUGCAGUUUAAAUUCCGGGUCAAGUUUUAUCCCGAAGACGUGUCAGAGGAGCUGGUCCAAGAUGUCACACAACGCCUCUUCUUCUUGCAAGUCAAAGAGGCCGUCCUCAACGAGGACGUGUAUGCGCCACCCGAAACCUCUGUCCUUCUGAGCUCCUACGCCGUUCAAGCGAAAUACGGCGACUACACCCCCGAAAUCCAUCGCGCUGGCUUUCUCGCACACGAGCGUCUUUUGCCUCCCCGCGUACUGGAACAGCAUCGCAUGACAAAAUCCGAGUGGGAAGGUCGCAUCACCGCCUGGUACUCGGAGCACCGAGGAAUGCUGCGCGAGGACGCCAUGUUGGAGUUUCUCAAAGUGGCGCAAGAGCUUGAAAUGUACGGCGUCAAUUAUUUUGCCAUCAAAAAUCGCAAGGGCACCGACCUUUGGCUGGGCGUUGAUGCUCUGGGUCUCAACGUCUACGAAAAGGAUGAUCGCCUCACGCCCAAGGUUGGCUUUCCCUGGAGCGAGAUUCGCAACAUCUCUUUCUCCGACAAAAAGUUUAUCAUCAAGCCGAUCGACAAGAAAGCGCCGGACUUUAUCUUUCUGGCUACGCGGCUGCGCAUCAACAAACGCAUCCUGGCGCUGUGCAUGGGUAAUCACGAACUGUACAUGCGCCGGCGUCGCCCGGACAGCAUCGAGGUGCAGCAGAUGAAGGCGCAGGCCCGGGAGGAAAAGGCCAUUAAGCAUGCAGAACGCGCACGUCUGGCACGGGAAAAGACUGCCCGCGUCGAAGCUGAGCGUCGACAGUCGGAGAUGGCUGUGCGCCUGAAGCAGUACGAGGACGAAUUCAAGCAAACCAUGGCGGCCCUGCAAGAGUCGGAGGAUCGCUCCAAGAAGCUGGCCGGCAAGUUGGAGGACAUGCAAACUGAGGCCAUCCGCCAACAGCGCGAGCACAGCCAAGCCAUGGACAGCGUGCGCGAGCUUCAAGAGCAACUCACGCGCAUGCAACAGAGCCAAAGCAACAACGCCGAAGAGCGUGAGGCCUUGGAGCGCCAGCGCGUUGAGGCUGAAUCACGGGCUCAACGCAUUCGCGACGAAGCCACGCAGCGUGACGCCGAGGUUCAGGCUCUCAAGACGCAGUUGGUCAAGGCCCAGGAGGAACAGGCCGCCAACACACGCCGCCUCAUGGCUGCCUCGGCUGCCCCCAACCUCGAAGCAUCGGAGACGGACGACGUGGUGGAGACUAGCCAAUUUUCGGCUGAGCUGUCUCAUGCCACGCUCGCUGCCGCCGGCCGUAACUGGACAUCAACGGCUGUCGAUCGUGAUGCCGUGCUGCAACGUUCGCAACGAAUCCGCGAUCAAUUGGCCAUGCUGGGUCGCGAUCUCGAUGCUGCCCGUGACCCCACCAAAGUCACAAGCUUUGACCGACUGCAUUCAGACAACGUGGUUCACGGUCGGGACAAGUUCAAGACUCUUCAGAAAAUUCGUAGUGGCAACGUGCGUCAGCGCAUCUUGGAGUUUGAGGAUAUGUAAACGGUCGCGCUGUUCCUAGAUGUUUUGGCCUGAGCCCCUGGCUGGGCUGCUAGCCCACCUGUGCCUGCACUGUUGUGAAUACGGCAAGGUCUUAUCAUACAUACCCUCUCAGCUCUGAUGUUCUUUUUAGCUCUUCUUGUUCACAGUUUGGCUGUGCAGCUGGUGUUGUUGUUGUGGUUGUCAUUUUGUGGUGCUUCGUUGUUGUUUUCUUUGUUUGUUGUUGUAUGUGUGAAUUUGAACGACAUAAUUAUC
Monosiga brevicollis MX1 is the source of this 1977-nucleotide messenger RNA. RefSeq lists its product as uncharacterized. Lineage: Eukaryota; Choanoflagellata; Craspedida; Salpingoecidae. Gene Ontology annotation, molecular function: cell adhesion molecule binding; actin binding. Gene Ontology annotation, biological process: positive regulation of protein localization to early endosome; positive regulation of early endosome to late endosome transport; regulation of organelle assembly. The coding region runs from base 22 to 1725 and encodes 567 amino acids. Gene Ontology annotation, cellular component: cytoskeleton; filopodium. The transcript is spliced from 5 exons. The record is from RefSeq and is a predicted model, not a curated record.